GAGAGAGAGGAGAUGGCAUGACCUAGUGAUCCUCAUAGGGAGUUUAUUGAGCCUUCCAACCCCCUUACUACUCCCUGAACUCCAUGUGAGGUCCUUUGGUCCUAGAGAGGAGCAGAUCUCUUGAUAACCUCAUGGGAAAUGUUAUUCAAGGCACCUCUCAAAUGUACAUAAGUAUAUUUCCAGUAUUUAAAGAGCUAGAAAGUUUUCAUGUGGGUAAGGGGCCAAAUUAAGAAAGUGGGGAAGAAACAGUCAAUGCUUUAGAAUAGUCCUUAUAUUACUUCACAAUGUACUUUACCAACUCCCAGGAUAAACAAAUAACUAAUUGUGUCCUGUAAGUGAUAGAAAAGUGUUACAAGCCACAUUUAGUUUAAUUUUUUUUGCCUUUUUGAUUUUGUUGGAAAGCAGAGAGCAAUAGAAUACAGUUAUCUAGAUUUUUGGUAGUGCAUGCUAACUUGAUAGAAAUUAAGCCCAUUUGCUAUAAAGGUAUGCUGUGGUAAUUCUAAUAAAUUCUUUGAAUAGAAAAUAUGGGUAAUAUUUAUUUAUUCUGUAAUCAAAUUUUAAAGUUUGGCCUACUGCUGUAUAAUUUAGGUGGCCACAAGUUCUGUAAAAUUAUCAUUUUUUGAGUCAAGCAUUCUGGAAGGUAUUGAACAUUAAAUUUAAGCCCUUAUAUUUAUGUAACGAUACUUACAGGGUAUGAAAGGUCCCCUUUACCUUUUUAUAGGGUAUGUAUGUAGAUUGGAAAUACCCCUUCUGUCAUGCUCCACUAACAACCACAGUGCCAUUGGCUAUUGUAAAGAUGCAACCUUUGUUCCCCUUACCAGAAUAUCCUACUGCAUAAUAGUUUUACAAGGUACAUUUAAAGCAUCUUCCAGCCUAGGUCAGUGACUUGAUGUACUAAAUGAGAUGUAUAAAUGGUCACACAUACAAAGAUUAAGUGAUCCCCACCCCCUACCUGCAAAAUGAUAGGAAAGUAACCUCCUACUGAGAUAAAUGGAAAAAUCGAGCAAUUUCCUCCAUUUCCUUCCAUUGAUUUGUGUGGGUAUAUAUUUAAUGUGGUAAUAUUGCCACUGGUGUUUACCUUCUUUUUCUAUACAGAAUGCCUGGAGCUCAUUUUUUCAUCAUCCCCACCACACACACAUUGUUAUGGGUUCCAGCAUUUCUCCCCACAGCUCUCUUAAGAUGUGAGUUGAUGCUGGCUUGUGUUUCAUCUCAUUCUCACCAAGUGGUGGGGGACCACCCCAGGUUGGCAACAUAUUAGCUUGGUGCACAUGAACUUGCAGAGAAAGACAAAGUUAUGGCAAAUGCCAUUUGGCUACCAAGUCAUUCUUCAAGGUUAAAGAACACUUUUGGGUUACUUGUUUGGAGAGGGAAGGUGUGCUGGUUAAACAAAAAGACUUGCCUUGCUUGUGAACUGACUUAAUUUUCCACCUCUUACUAAAUGUAUGCAGAACAACAGGAGAAUGUAUAGCACAGAACCGAACACAUGUGUUGCAAGUGGAAAACCACAGAGACAAUUUCUGGCAUUUAUCUCUGGUUGUAUGGAUGGAAAAGAUUUGUGCUUGAGACCUUAAAGACUUAUCAGCUAGUCAGCAUAGACACAUGGACUUGGAUUGAUGAAGGUUUGGUAUAAGGCAGCCUCAUUUAUUCAGUGAGAGAAUCUCUGUAUGGUCCCUAUUGCAUUUUUCUAACCUGUUUUCCAUUUUCUCCAACUACUUCUAAUGUAGCAUACACUUGACAAUAAAAAAUACUCAAUAUACCGUAUAUAUUCUUCUCUUUGGAACUUUGUUAUACUUAAACAGUUUAUAAUGGAAAAGGAAAACCCUCUGAUAUCUAAUAAUUGAGUCUCAAUAACGUGAUACCUAGGAUCCCUAAAAAGCAGAGCAAAAAUGUUUGUGACCUUUGCUGUAAACCUAAAGGAGAACGUCAUCCCCUUUGCGCUGCUUUGGGCAACGAGUAAUACCUAAAAUGAGCUUUGAACUCCUUUAGCACUGUCAGACUCUUGGCUGUCCUCCAACAGUGAAGCAACUAACAUGAAGAGCAGUAAAACUUGUUGAUAAAUUAUCCCUCUUUCCUGCUUUGUUCUUAUAAAUAAGCCAGUGUGUAAUUCUGAGUUAAUUGUGUAUGGAAAGAUCAUUUUAGGGGGGAAAGGAGACACUUCCAGGUCAUCUUUUCUCACCUACGAUGGCAAUGAGUAUUAGUUGGCAUCCACGAACUUGGUAACCUUUUCAGCUUCCUGCUAUUUGAGAAGUUUGGUAUUAAGAGACUCAACAGCCAAGAGAUGUUUCCAAGUCAGCUGCAGGAGCUGGAACAACUUGUGAUGUUGGUGUGAUGCCACACUGUAGUGUGUUGGGUUAAUUUCUAGUAGGAAUGGUGCCAGUGGGCUACUCCUACAGCAAACAAUAUUGCCUGUCAACGGCAUAUCCUAGUCUAAAGAUCUUGUAACUCCAUUCACAACUCACUGAAGCUUAUUCACACUCUAGUAUACACACUAACAGCCUGAUCCUAGUUACAGGUAGGUAGCCAUGUUGGUCUGACGUAGUCGAAACAAAAUUAAAAAAAAUUCCUUCCAGUAGCACCUUAGAGACCAACUAAGUUUGUCAUUGGUAUAAGCUUUCAUGUGCAUACACACUUCUUCAGAUACCUGAUCCUGUGUGUGAAUGCUGAAAAGAAAAUCCUAUUGAUUUCAGUGAUACCCUUAGGUAAUUUUGUAGUCUUGAAGGGUGAGGAUUAUUGAUGGCAUUGGAACUUGUUUUCUAAUCAGUGCUUAGGUUACCAAUCUUAGGUUCCAGUCCUGGGUACUUUUAAUACAUCAAUGUGAUUGAUUGAUUUAAAAGCAUUUCUAGACUACAUCAUAUUUUAAAAGUUUCCUAAGUGGUAUAUGAAAACUGUAUAAAAAGAAAAAGAAAAACCAAUAUAAUAAAACAGAAUCAGGUAAACACAGGAACUUAAUAGCACAAUCCAACCUUAUGUAUAAAUGAAAGCCUGGGCAAAAAGAUACGCCUUCACAAAACAUCUGAAGCAAUUAAUAUAUGGCAGGGGGAAGAGCAUUCCAUAGUGCAGGGGCAAUGGUAGAAAAUGCCCAUUUUCUGGCCACCGCCCUGUGAUAGUCUGUAGGGAAUAAUUUCCCUAGGUGAUAUAAGUGAUUACAGGUCUAUAUAGGGCAGCCGAUCAGUUUACUUGGUCCCAAGCUGUUUAGAGCUUUAUAUGUUAGUAACAAUAUCUUGGAACAUGGCUGGUAGCUGUUCUAUCCCUCAGCGCAGCUUUAAUAUGUUUGUGUCUAGGUGCUCCACUCAGCAACCUGGCUGCAGCUUUUAAACCAGUCUUGAAGGAAGCCCCACUUAGAGCACAAUUCAGUAGUCCCAUCACAAGGUUAUCAAUGCAUGGAUCAUGGUGCUAGUUACAGGUAAAGGUUAAAGGACCCCUGACCGUUAGGUCCAUUCCUGACCGACUCUGGGGUUGCGGUGCUCAUCUCGCGUGGCGUACAGCUUCCAGGUCAUGUGGCCAGCAUGACAAAGCCGCUUCUGGCGAACCAGAGCAGCCCACGGAAACGCCGUUUACCUUCCCGCCGGACCAGUACCUAUUUAUCUACUCGUGCUUUCAAACUGCUAGGUUGGCAGGAGCUGGGACCGAGCAACAGGAGCUCACCCCGUCGCGGGGAUUCAAACCGCCGACCUUCUGAUCAGCAAGCCCUAGGCUCUGUGGUUUAACCCACAGCGCCACCCGCGUCUCCUAGCCUAUAGGAAUUUGGAAGCUGUUGAGAAACAAGGCUGGAGGAAAUGAAAGGAGGGUUAAGGUGACUGGCUGCUUCUGCACUGGCAGCAGGAGUGCACAUCCUUCCAGAGUGGAUCUAAGAUUCCAGAAAUCAAGUCUACAGACAAUCCAAUGGCUGACCAAAGGAUGGACAUUUCUUCUACAAUCAGUGAUUUUAUGUCACCAGGCCCCACUGACCUUAUCUCUAGUUCUCUUAACUCUUCAGGAAUGGAUUGCAAUAGGAAAAGGAAAGGCAGUUCUACUGAUUAUCAACUUGAUGGCUUUUCUUUUGACGAAGGUAUGGAUACAGAUAAAGAAGAUCAACAUGGAAGGUUGGAAUAUACAGACCAGCAAGGCAGAAUAAAAAAUGCAAGGGAGGCUCACAGUCAGAUUGAAAAAAGACGUCGUGAUAAGAUGAACAGUUUCAUCGAUGAAUUGGCCUCUUUAGUGCCAACAUGCAAUGCUAUGUCCAGAAAACUAGAUAAACUUACGGUAUUGAGAAUGGCUGUUCAGCACAUGAAGACGUUAAGAGGUGCCACAAACCCAUAUACAGAAGCAAACUACAAGCCUGCCUUUUUGUCAGAUGAUGAACUAAAACAUCUUAUUCUUAGGGCUGCAGAUGGUUUUCUCUUCGUUGUGGGCUGUGACAGAGGCAAAAUACUGUUUGUUUCAGAAUCAGUCUUCAAGAUCCUCAACUACAGUCAGAAUGAUCUGAUUGGCCAGAGUUUAUUUGACUACCUUCAUCCUAAAGAUAUUGCCAAAGUUAAGGAGCAACUUUCUUCUUCUGAUACUGCACCACGGGAAAGGCUCAUAGAUGCAAAAACUGGUCUUCCAGUUAAAACAGAUAUAACGCCUGGACCAUCACGACUAUGCUCUGGAGCAAGACGUUCAUUCUUUUGUAGGAUGAAAUGCAACAGACCAUCCGUGAAAGUAGAAGAUAAAGACUUUCCUUCCACCUGUUCUAAAAAGAAAGCAGACCGGAAAAGCUUUUGCACUAUCCAUAGCACAGGAUAUUUAAAAAGCUGGCCACCAACAAAAAUGGGACUAGACGAAGACAAUGAGCCUGAUAAUGAAGGCUGUAAUUUAAGCUGUCUCGUUGCAAUUGGACGGUUACAUCCUCAUGUAGUUCCUCAACCAGUAAAUGGAGAGAUCAGGGUUAAACCGACAGAAUAUGUUUCUCGGCAUGCAAUUGAUGGGAAAUUUGUAUUUGUAGACCAGAGGGCAACUGCAAUUCUGGCAUAUUUACCACAGGAACUUCUAGGUACUUCAUGUUAUGAAUAUUUUCAUCAAGAUGAUAUAGGGCAUCUUGCAGAAUGUCAUCGACAAGUUUUACAGUCGAGAGAGAAAAUUAAUACUAAUUGUUACAAGUUUAAAGUCAAAGAUGGGUCUUUUAUUACACUGAGGAGUUGUUGGUUCAGUUUCAUGAACCCGUGGACCAAAGAAGUAGAAUAUAUUGUCUCAACUAACACAGUGGUAUCUGCCAAUGUACUUGAUGGGGGAGACGCGACUUUUCCACAGCUUUCAGCUUCACCGCACAGCAUGGACAGUGUGCUCCAGGCUGGAGAAGGUGGUCCCAAAAGGUCCCUUCCAACAGUCCCUGGUAUUCCAGGUGGAACAAGAGCAGGAGCCGGAAAAAUCGGCAGAAUGAUUGCUGAAGAAAUUAUGGAGAUUCACAGGAUAAGAGGCUCUUCGCCUUCAAGCUGUGGCUCUAGUCCAUUAAACAUGACUAGCACACCUCCGCCUGACACGUCUUCACCAGGAGGCAAAAAGAUUUUGAAUGGUGGAACUCCAGACAUUCCUCCUGCCAGUUUACUAUCUAGCCAGAUCCAAGACAAUCCAGGCUACCCAUAUUCUGACAAUUCUUCCAUUCUUGGGGAAAACUCGCAUAUAGGAAUUGACAUGAUAGACAACGACCAGGGAUCCAGCAGCCCCAGCAAUGAUGAAGCAGCAAUGGCUGUAAUCAUGAGCCUUUUGGAAGCUGACGCGGGUCUAGGGGGCCCUGUUGAUUUUAGUGACUUACCAUGGCCCUUGUAAAUGCUACCCAAUAGCUUUGAAAUAUGGAUAUAUCAAAGUGCAUUAUUGGUGGAGUUCUCCAAUCUGUGAAGCUUGUUGAAUUGCUUUGAUGUUUUAAUUUCAUAAAAAGCCAUAUCAAGAGAACAGUCAUCCUUCUCCCAUGUGUAAUUUCAGACCACCAAGUGGAGAUCACCUGCUACAGUGUUCCUCCUUCGUCUUUGAUUUGGUUAGCUGUGUAUAGCUUGCGUUAACUGUAUAUUUUGGAUUCUGUUUUUGUGUUGACAUUUUUUAAAAAAAGGAAAAGAUCACUGUGUGAAAUAAGCACUGGCAUCACUGGUAGCUUUUAUAUGCAAAUGGUCAUUUCAGCUGUAUGGUGUGUUUUUACACUACAAAAAUGGUCCCCCAUGUGGAUAAUGGAUAUUUCUUAUACUAAUGUAUCAAAACUGUUUCUUGUAAGAUCCUUUACUAUAAAUAUUGUUGAAGUGUAAUGUAUUAGACAGUUAAAUAUUUUUAAAAUAAAAUGUUUUCCCUUGUUCUAAAUUACGUUUACUUGGGUUGAAAAAGCACUUCUGCUUGAAAUGCAUAAUGAUGAAGACGAAAGGAACUGCAAAUGUAUUUCCGAAGCAAGGGGCCCCCUGAGCAAGUGAUGGCCUUACCUGAACAAGUAUGCUUGUGGGAAUCUGUUGAAUUGCCUGGCACCAAUGUGAGUCUGCAGCAAUUUUUCAAACCACAGACACAACCAGGACUUCCUACAAUGUAUUUAUUCAGUCAAACGCCCACAAGUUUCAGCCUAGCUUCUGAAGCAUGGAAAAAGAUGUGGAGUAUAGGAGAUAUUCUGGUGACAAAAGCAGGCGGUUAAGGUUUGACUGAAGAAAUACAGGCUUAUGAGAUGAAGUUUUGCCUAAAAGCGACAUGCAAAAAUCUUCAUACAGGGGAGGAAGUACAGUGUUAGGUGCUGCUAACCACCAGGUCACUGCACUUGCCUUGUUGGCAUCUACUUAUUCUUGACUCUUGAGGAUUUUCAUCUCAUGAUCAUAAUCUAGAUGUCCUCCUGCACUUUACUGCAAUGCCUUCCAAUGCAAAGAUGCACAUCCCAUCCAGUCUACCCUCAUUACAGACAAUGAAUAACUUCCACAUACCGUUUGUUGUACUGGUCUUUUUUUGAUUUUACAGAGCUGCAUAUAUAAUCUUAGUUACAGGUAGGUAGCCGUGUUGGUCUGCUGUCAAAAUAAAAUAAAAAUAAAAUAGAAAAAUACCUUCCAGUAGCACCUUAGAGACCAAGUAAGUUUG
Molecule: messenger RNA, 7053 nt
Organism: Zootoca vivipara (common lizard)
Lineage: Eukaryota; Metazoa; Chordata; Lepidosauria; Squamata; Lacertidae
Source: RefSeq, a predicted model, not a curated record